UGUAUUUUAAGCCGAAACUGUCCUCGGUGGCCUUACAUUAAAAUGGAAAUUUGUAAGAGUUUUCAAUCGACCGGACUGUUGAUCCAGUGUCCCUGCAUCAGAAAUCAUGCAGUCAGACUCCCGUCCCCUCGUUCCACAUCACAGCCAGGUGUCAAGUACUGAGCUUUCCUGCCUCCAGAGAGGCAGAAUCAUCAUCAGCUGUGACAGCGCAGAGAGAGGACAAUAAUGGGGCCCCAUGGCAUCAACCGUGCUGUGGAGAGAAUAGAGUUUACAGACUGUAAAAAAGGACUUGGUGUGAAGAUUAUUGGGGGCUACAGGGAGCAGAGCGGUGAAGAGUUCGGUAUUUUCAUUAAACGAAUUUUGCCAGGUGGUAUGGCGGCACAGGACGGGCGUCUUAGAGCAGGGGACCUCAUUUUAGAUGUCAACAACAUGAAUUUAGGAGGUGUUACAAAUGAAAAGGCAGUGGAGGUUCUUCGCAUGGCAUCAGCUUCAAAUCACAUGUCUUUACUGAUAGUACGUGAUGACUCUUCCAGGAGGGAAUUCGCUGAGUUAAUGGAAAAAUAUGGCUCCAGCAGUAGUACCAGUUCUGGAUCAGACAUCUCUAUUUCCACAGGAAAGAUCACAGACACUGCCUCCUCCUCCUCAUCUUCCAGAUCAACCAGUCCUCUGCUUCUGAGCCCUAAAGAUCCAAACCCAGUAUACACCACUGCCUGCAUUACCUCCCCACCUCCACAAGUCUGCACAGACUGUAUGAUUCAAUUGAUAUGUGUUGCCAAAGGGACUGGAUUAGGCUUGGUCAUCAGGGGUGGAGCUAACCGUGCAGAGGGGCCAAUGGUGUACGUUCAGGAAAUAAUACAAGGAGGUGAUUGCCAAAAGGAUGGGAGACUAAAGGCUGGGGACCAGCUCAUAUCCAUCAAUAAGGAGUCACUCAUUGGAGUAACACAUGAAGAAGCCAAAACCAUACUUACUCGAACAAAACUCAGACCAGACCCCACAGUAGAAAUAGCAUUUAUCAGACGAAGGUCUUCGUCAGGCUCCAGCAGUGGACCCCACAGCCCCAUCUCCCUUCAGCCUCCCUGCAGUUCAGCCCACCAACUUAGGCCCGCAGGGCUGGGGGGAUCAACUCUGCCUGGAGGUCUCGUUCCUAAAAUAGCCAACAGCCCCAACUCUGGAAGUGAGACAUUGCCUUCUGUAGAACUUACUAAGACUUCUUUCGUACAGGUACGACCAGCAACAGCAAAGCCUAAUUUCACCCCCGUGUCCUCACCUGAGAGUGCCUGCACCACAGUGGCCAACUCUGAUGCAACCGCUGCCUGUAAUCCCAGCAAUACCUGCAGACCCUCGAAACCUCUAUCUUCGACUCCCAGCUUGGAUCUCAAGCCCGAGAAAACAGAGCAGGCACUGGAGGUGCAGGGAUUGAAGCCUACUGAGUCUCAGGUCCUGACUCUGAGAGAAAGGCUGCGUUUGAACCCAGGAGGGACAGUGGCUUAUGGAGAUUUUGACAGAGUGGCAAAGGAACUCUUCAAACUACCAGCCAAAUCUGACUCAGAACAGGAAGUAGCAAGAUUGACAUUAGAUGAUCUCACUGAGUCUCCAUCAAACCCUACGCCAUCACUAUCAGACUCUGACGAUCUGGAUGAGAUGGAGCGACUAAGAAAAGACCACAUUGAGGCCUUGAGAGAGCUCCAGAGAAUGCAGGAUAAGCUGGCAGAAUCCGAGAGCCUUAAUCAUAAGAUGCUGCAGGAACUGACAAAAGUUAAACAGGAAGCAAAAUCUGCAAUGGAGGAGAGUCGAUCCAUGCGGACCCGGAUCCAUCUGGCAGAGUCAGCUCAGAAGCAGGCCCGGGGAAUGGAGAUGGACUACGAGGAGGUUAUCCAUCUCCUGGAGGCCGAGAUAGCUGAAAUGAAGUCUCAGAACACUGAGCAACCCGGUCGUGGAAAGGAUGAUCUGCAAGACAUGAAAAAAAGGAUUUCUGCACUCGAAUGCCAGCUACGGAAGAGUGAAACUGCAAAGAAGGGUUUCGAAGUCUCCACUGGUAAACUUCUACAGUUUGUGGAGGCUGUCCAAGGCUUUUUGUCUGAAAACCAAAGCGGUUCAAGGGGCUAUAGUUCUCCCAGCGAUCCAAAGUUGGCCAAUCUGUCUCAGACCUUGCCAUCUCAAGGUGGGAAGAAACCACCCUGGACAGCAUCUGGUCUUGCAGUGGAAGCUAAAGAACUAACUAAUGCUAUCAGAGGCAUUCUUGAGCUAGACUGUUUACCUUUUGGCUGGGAUGAGGCGUACACUGCUGAUGGAGUGAAGUACUAUGUAAAUCAUGUGACUCAGACAACAUCAUGGACUCAUCCUGUCAUUAGAUCUUUGGGUCUGUCAGAACCAGAAGCAAGUGACCAAACCCUGAACUCUCCAGAAUCCACAGCCUAGACUGAAUCCAAAGACUGAAUCUUCUGCCACUUUCUGCCCAACUGUUCGGUUACAAAAAAAUGAAAACAACACAGCAGCAUAUAAACAUUAAGUGAUAUGUGCAUUAUAAAAAGACAAUGAGAAAAAAAAUCAUCUCAUUUGUUAAAUGAAAAUCUAUACUCUCUCAGGAAAAGGUACCAAACUGUCACUGGGUUGGUAACCUUUCAAUAGUACUAAUGUACACUUAACGUACUGAUAUGUACCUUUAUGGUACCAAUAUGCUCUAUUAAAGUACUAAUUAUGUACCUUAAGUCAUCAAUGAAAGAAUUUGAAAAUAAAUAGGGGUAAGUAAGAUACAAUA
Molecule: messenger RNA, 2758 nt
Organism: Carassius carassius (crucian carp)
Lineage: Eukaryota; Metazoa; Chordata; Actinopteri; Cypriniformes; Cyprinidae
Gene: stxbp4
Product: syntaxin binding protein 4
Exons: 23
Coding region: 226-2418 (730 amino acids)
Biological process (GO): regulation of insulin secretion involved in cellular response to glucose stimulus; insulin receptor signaling pathway
Cellular component (GO): cytoplasmic vesicle
Molecular function (GO): syntaxin binding
Source: RefSeq, a predicted model, not a curated record